AUGUUUUCUGCCAUCACUACUCUCUACGCAGCCCCAUCACCUAAGAUCUAUCUCAUCUGUGCUCCGCAGCAUCCACAACACUGGAUGGAUCCUUCUGAGAAAAGAAAGCUCGACGGCGAGGCUGCCCAGGGCGAGCCUUUGACGAAAAAGAGGGUGAUUGGACCCGCAAUGCCACCCCCACAAGCAUCAGAUCCCCGCGACGAGAAAGUUGGAGAACCGGCGUCGCCGAGCGGCAGUGACAGCGACAGUGACAGCGACGAUGAUUUUGGACCUGGACUUCCACCCUCUCUGGGUGGUGCACAGCCAGUACCAGCAGCACCAGUCCCGACCUCGUCGCACGGAACCGACGUUCAAAAGAAGGAGAAUCAGCGGGAUGAAUGGAUGCUGCAACCGCCGAGUUCGAGCGACUGGGCCUCCAAGAUCGACCCAACACAAUUACGGAAUCGCAAAUUUCAAACCGGGAAAUCCGCCCGCGCGCCCGGGUCCAAACAAGUAGAUGCAGCUUGGGUCGAAACGCCAGAGGAGAGAAUGCGGCGACUCCAGGAUCAAGUAAUGGGGGUCGGCGCCGCUCCCAAUCGAUCGGAUCAACGGUCCGCCUCCACUACAGAUGUGGCCCGCGCGAAGGAAAUGGAGGAGAGGAUCAAGAAAUACAACGAUCAACAGGGGAAAAGCGCACCUCUGGGGAGGGAAAAGGCAUCGCGAAAGGAGGAAGAGGACGACCCCAGUGCUCGGGCCUUUGAUCGGGAGAAGGACAUGGCGCUCGGGUCCAAGAUCACAGGCAAACAGCGCCGUGAAAUCGUCAGUAAGGCUAGCGAUUACGGAUCGCGCUUUUCCAAGGGGAAUUACUUUCGGGCGGGAAAGGAAAGAAUGUCGCCCACCUGGAACCACUCGGACAUUCAUUCCUUGAAAAGGGACGAGGCGCUGGAAAUUCUUGCCCAGAUUUCACGUUUCGAAAAAAAGACCUUUCCCACCAAUGAAGCGUUUCCAUUUGGUGAAGAGCUUUGGAGAAAAAAGCCCAACACGCGGGUCGUGUACACGACCCGCGUCACGGAUGGUGCCUGGUCACCAAGGGAUCGUCCUGUAGCCUACGCGGUCUAUGUGCGCCAAAAGGGCAUCGCGCUCUUGCACAAGGUCUGCGUCAUUGAACCCUAUCGUCGCCAAGGCGUCGGUCGCGAGCUCAUGCUCUACCUCGAGGGGCGCCUACGGAAGGAGGGGUGUCAGCAAGUUCACCUGUGGGUGGAUGAGGCCAGGGAGCCCGCGCGAGCGCUCUAUCGCCAAUGUGGAUUCGAGGAGCGUGAAAUCGUUCCAGAUUAUUACGCCCCAGGCCGGACUGGCAUCAAGAUGGUCCUGAUUGUGGACCGUAAGACGUGA
Penicillium oxalicum is the source of this 1371-nucleotide messenger RNA. RefSeq lists its product as uncharacterized. Bases 1 to 1371 code for a protein of 456 amino acids. The record is from RefSeq and is a predicted model, not a curated record. Gene Ontology annotation, molecular function: acyltransferase activity, transferring groups other than amino-acyl groups. Lineage: Eukaryota; Fungi; Ascomycota; Eurotiomycetes; Eurotiales; Aspergillaceae. The transcript is spliced from 3 exons.